Syngnathus typhle (broad-nosed pipefish) is the source of this 5065-nucleotide messenger RNA. It is a transcript of the gene pnpla7a, whose product is annotated as patatin-like phospholipase domain containing 7a. The record is from RefSeq and is a predicted model, not a curated record. The transcript is spliced from 37 exons. Bases 187 to 4290 code for a protein of 1367 amino acids. Lineage: Eukaryota; Metazoa; Chordata; Actinopteri; Syngnathiformes; Syngnathidae. Gene Ontology annotation, molecular function: phosphatidylcholine lysophospholipase A1 activity. Gene Ontology annotation, biological process: lipid metabolic process. Gene Ontology annotation, cellular component: endoplasmic reticulum.
UAAAGCAAGUGUCAGCACAUCGAAAACUUUGUUAGCUGCCAGCUAAUUUUGGUCCAUCGCCAGUUUUGACAAUGACCUAAAUUUGACACAGUCUCUCUACAAAACACCGUAAAGUAAGUGUGGCCUCCUACGCACAUACAACGUUACCGGAUACCGUUUUGACUUCGUUCAUUGACACCGGCAUGAAUGCCUCUUCUGUGCACACAAACAAGCCACGCCAACGUGAUGCUCCUCUUGUCCGAGAUGGAUUGCCGUGCAGGCGGUGACGAUGGAGACAUCUGCGGAUGGGCCAGUUCAAUGCUGGUGCACGGCAAGAAUGACAUCACAGCAGUAACAGCACGAGUGCAACAGUUUGUGGAGGAAAGGAUGCAGACCACUAUGCUCACUGGUGUCCUGAUAGGUGCUGCCGCCGCAGUCGCAAUGAUCGGGAUUGUGGUGCUCUUCUUGUACAGGAGGUUCAAGCACGCUCGUGAACAGCAGCCUGGUGUACCUCAUUAUCGCUUCAGAAAACGAGAUAAAGUGCUCUUCUAUGGUCGGAAAAUAAUGCGCAAGGUGCAGACUUUGUCCGCAAUUCCUCCAUCUUCUUCAUCGUCAUCUACCUCAGUAUCAAAGCAACCGCAGCGAGUGCGCAAAAGAACCAAAGUUCUUAGCAUUGCUCGCAAAAUCCUUCGCAUCCGUAAGGAUCCUCCGACUCUUCAGCCUAAAGAACCGCCACCUUCUCUGCUGGAGGCCGACCUGACAGAGUUCGACGUCCAAAGCUCCAAUCUGCCGUCCGAGGUUCUCUACAUGCUGAAGAAUGUCAGGGUGUUGGGACACUUUGACAAACCCCUCUUCCUUGAGCUGUGUCGCCACAUGGUUUUUGUUGAGCUGCAGGAGGGCGAGGGUCUCUUCAAACCCGGAGAUGACGACGACAGCAUCUAUGUGGUCCAGGAUGGACGACUUGAGCUCUGUAUCUUUGAAAAUGACGGCACAGAGGUGGCAGUGAAGGAUGUUCUUCCUGGCGACAGCGUACACAGCUUGCUCAGUAUUCUGGACAUCAUCACGGGUUUUCCAGCUCCUUACAAGACUGUAUCCGCUCGUGCAGGCACACGCUCCACCAUCUUGCGUUUGCCUGCAUCCGCCUUUGAGUCUGUGUUCAAGAAAUACCCCGAGACACUUGUGCGCGUCAUUCAGAUCAUCAUGGUGCGACUCCAAAGGGUCACCUUCUUGGCAUUACAUAACUACCUGGGCCUGACCACCGAGCUGUUCAAUCCGGAAAGCCACGCAGUGCCUUUGUCCAAUGUGAACAUGGCGGCGAGUGAGGCAAUGUCUGGCAAGACCUCUCGCCGUUUGCACUUCCAAGAUGAGGCAGCUGUGGGGAGCAUGGAGAGCCCUACGGAGACAGAUGGCGUAAAGGACAGUCCUUUGAACAGCCACAGGAAGCAGCGAUCCAUCUCAUUGCCCCCCGACAGCGCAGGCGACAUGACAAUGGCGUGCGAACGGGCUCGAGUCAACAUCGAUGAGCCUCCGCCCAGUCCUGCCAGUCAGAAGCCCAGCCUGAAGAAGAGUGUGACCAUGCAGCAUACGCCCUCUGAGGUGUUUCACUACACGGACAACGGGGGGCAGUCUGACAACAUCCACCUUAGCAAGAGCGGUUCAAUCUUCCAGGCUGCUAAAAAAGACCUGCUAGUGAUCAUCCAGUUGCAGGAUCCCAGCCUUCUGGAGGGAAGAGUGACCCUCCACCAAGUAAAAGCUGGUUCGGUUGUGGCUCGUCAAGGAGAUCAGGAAGUGAGCAUCCAGUUUGUUAUUUCAGGCCUACUCCAUGUUUACCAGAGGAUGAUCGACCGUGAGGAGGACACGCGCCUUUUUGUGACGCACCCUGGAGAGCUCGUGGGUCAGCUUGCUGUCCUGACUGGCGAGCCCCUCAUAUUUACUGUCCGAGCUCAGCGUGACUGCAGCUUCCUCUCCAUUUCCAAAACCCAUUUUUACGAGAUAAUGCGUGCCGAGCCCAAAGUAGUACUAAACGUCGCUCACACGGUGGUGAAGAGGAUGUCAUCGUUUGUCAGACAGAUUGACUUUGCACUCGAUUGGAUGGCCGUAGAAGCGGGCAGGGCCGUCUACAGGCAGGGCGAGAAAUCCGACAGCACUUUUAUUGUGCUCAGUGGACGACUGCGCUCUGUAAUCAUGAAGGAGGAUGGCAAGAAGGAACUGAUUGGAGAGUACGGCCGCGGUGACCUGAUUGGAGUGGUGGAGGCCCUAACCCAUCAAAACAGAGCCACCACCGUCCACGCCGUACGAGACUCCGAGCUCGCCAAACUGCCCGAGGGCGCCCUUAGCUCCAUCAAGAGGAAGUUCCCGCAGGUCGUCACCAGACUCAUCCACUUGCUUGGACAGAAGAUCCUCCAGCAGGUUAAUCUCCCUCUCACUGGUCGCAAUUUGGCACUGCACACCCCGGGCAGUAAAUGGGACGCAGGCAACCAGGCCUCCAACCUCUCCACACUGACCGUCCUCCCCGUCUCCGAGGAGGUGCCGCUCACCACCUUUACUCUGGAGUUGCAGCAUGCACUCCUCGCAAUAGGUCCCACUCUUCUAUUGACCAGUGAUAUAAUUAAGCAACGCCUUGGAGCUGCAGCACUAGACAGUGUUCAUGAAUAUCGUCUGUCCAGCUGGUUGGGCCAACAGGAAGACAUCCAUCGGAUAGUUCUCUACCAAACAGAUUACACGCUAACUCCUUGGACCCAGCGGUGCAUCCGUCAGGCCGACUGCAUCAUCAUUGUGGGCCUGGGCGAGCAGGAUCCAGCCGUCGGAGAGCUGGAACGCAUGCUGGAAGCAAGUGCCGUGCGCGCCCAGAAGCAGCUGGUGCUGCUGCACAAAGAAGACGGCCCCCCUCCCAAGGGCACCGUGGACUGGCUUAACAUGCGUAGCUGGAUCUCCAGACACCUCCAUCUAUCAUGUCCACGACGGGUUUUCUCUAAGAGGAGCCUGCCCAAGCUGUUGGAGCUGUAUCAGCGUGUGUUUGAGAAGCCGGCAGACCGCCACUCAGAUUUCUCCCGAUUGGCCCGAGUCCUCACUGGGAACGGCAUUGCCCUCGUCCUGGGUGGAGGCGGGGCCAGAGGUUGUUCCCAGGUGGGGAUCGUGCGAGCCCUCUGCGAAGCCGGCAUCCCAGUCGACCUCGUCGGCGGCACCUCUAUAGGUUCCCUGUUGGGGGCGCUCUACGCCGAGGACCGCAGCCACAGCCGCAUGAGGAUGAGAGCACGAGAAUGGGCAAUGGAAAUGACUUCAGUAUUCAAGAAGGUUCUCGAUUUAACAUACCCGGUCACGUCUAUGUUUUCUGGCGCGGCCUUCAACUCCAGUAUCAGCAAUGUCUUCAAGAGCAAGCAAAUUGAGGACCUUUGGAUACCGUAUUUUAAUAUCACAGCUGACAUUACUGCCUCUGCAAUGCGAGUGCACACUGAUGGUUCUCUUUGGAGGUAUGUUCGUGCCAGCAUGUCCCUUUCGGGGUAUCUGCCUCCUCUCUGUGACCCGAAAGAUGGACACCUCCUUAUGGAUGGAGGGUACAUCAACAACCUGCCAGCUGAUGUGGCACGCUCCAUGGGGGCCAAAGUGGUGAUCGCUAUAGACGUGGGCAGCCGCGAUGAAACUAACCUCACUAAUUACGGCGACUCGCUUUCUGGCUGGUGGCUGCUAUGGAAACGCCUCAAUCCCCUGGCAGAGAAAGUCAAGGUGUUGAACAUGGCGGAGAUCCAAACCCGCCUGGCCUACGUGUGCUGCGUUCGACACCUGGAGUCGGUGAAGAACAGCGACUACUGCGAGUAUAUCCGACCGCCCAUCGACAGAUAUCGGACGCUGGAGUUUGGGAAGUUCGACGAGAUUGCUGAGGUGGGAUACCAGCACGGCAAAACUGUGUUUGACGUGUGGACUCGCAGUGGAGUUGUGGACAAAAUGCUGAAAGACAGACACCAAGAGGAAUUUCACAACACGCAAUCCAAGAACAAUGUAGUGACAUGCCCCAACGCUUCUUUCACCGACUUGGCUGAAAUCGUGUCUCGCAUUGAGCCGGUCAAACCCGCCCUGGUGGAUGAGGAGUCAGACUACCACACUGACUAUGACGAGGAGGCAGUGGAGAGCGCACUGUCUGACCUGGAGCUAUACGGUCACUAUGGAGAGCAUACUGAAGGGGAGGAGACUGCCGACACGGAUGAAGAACUGGACGAAAGAAGUAUCCGUCGUGUGGAUGCAGUCUCCGGCCACGAACACUCACUGAACAUCUCAGCCGACCAGGAAGUACUUUCCAAACGUUCCCCCAAGUGAUAAGUGCAAUAACGAAAGGACAUUAGACCACCGUUGGCCUCUAUUACAUCCCAGCUUUACCACGUGGCUCUCUAAGAUUAACCUUCAUUCAUCUUCUAGUCCCGCUCAUUCCCAACCAUCAUCAUUUCUCAUAUUGAGAGCUUUAAAUGAAUCGCAUCAGUGAAGAAGCGAAGCAAUUGCAAAAGUGCUAUCGGGUCAAUUUGUAUGAAGGAAUAUUAGGGGCACUCUGAAAAUAUGGGAAAAAUUGAACAGUCAUGAUUAUAUAGCAAAUUUGUUAAAAAUAAUGAUAAUUAAUUCUGUGCAUUAGCAGAAAGGUUGGACAAAAAAAAAAAAAAGAACUGCCACAAUGCCCACUUUUUUUCAUCUCCGAAUUCAACCAUCAAAAAAGCCUAGCUGUUGCCUUUUAAUACACUUUGGAUUAUGUAUUAUGAGUUUACUUGACUGUUUUUGAUGGGCCCGUGUCGCCUCUACUUGCCAUGCGAGAUUUAUUGUUACCCCCCCCCCAACCAACAGCACCGUACAGAGAACAAAUAGACCCAUCAGUCCAGAUAUGCACAUCAAUGCAAAUAUUGAUUUAUUUUUUCAUAUUAAACGCUAUGUGUUACAUUUAAAAAAUAAUAAUAAUUGUUUGUCGUCACAGUCAUCAAUCAUUUGAUCGUUUCAAUGUAACUUGCAAUCCUUUGUUCACGUAGCGCGAUGACAAAUGUAUGUAAAUGUUUCAUCACUAACGUAUUCAUUAAAUGCCUUUCAUAGUGAGGAAGGUACAGUGGCCACA